Pocillopora meandrina is the source of this 1283-nucleotide messenger RNA. The record is from the annotation of a GenBank genome assembly. Lineage: Eukaryota; Metazoa; Cnidaria; Anthozoa; Scleractinia; Pocilloporidae.
AGUGCUUUGGCCUGUUUAGAUGGUAAGUUGUUUGAAGAAGCUCCGUGCUUUCGCUGAAUUUUAAAUUCUAUACUCAUAUAACUUUUACCCUUUUUACAAUCUUAACUUCUUUCUGCAUCACUUCACUACUAACCAACCAAAAAAUUGCUCAGUUUCGAAAAGGAAGCACUUAACGGUAUUUAGUGGAUGUGGAUUGUUAUGUUUUCUUUUCAUCUAUCUUGCACACGAAGCAUAACAAUAUUACGUGUAUUUUACACACGACAUUAUUUGAAUAUCGGUGACACUCAACAAUAUUGAUACUCAAAACUCUUCUCGGAAACCUUAAAAAUUAAUUUGGGUAGCAGGCAUUUUCUCAGUAAGAAUGUUAAUAUUCCUAUUGAGACAUAUUCCUAACUUCUUUAACUUUUCUUAUUACAUCACAACGCGGCGGAGCAGAUGGCUCCAACCCUCACCAUUAGUUUAGAUCUUUUCAGAAUUUCACUCAGUUUUGUUCACUCCAUUUCUUUUUAACACUCAUCGCGGACGAUACGAUAGAUUCAAGCUAUAUAAAAUGAACUAAGUUGUGCAAAAAAACCCAAGGUUUCCGCGUUGAGAAUCGUUUCAUGAGUCAACAUCUAAGAAUUUCUCGUUUUUGUUUGUUUGUUUCGUUUCUUUUUAACACUCAUCGCGGUCGGUAGGGUAGUUUCCAGCCAUAUGAAACGAAUUAACUCAUAAGAAAAAAACCCAAGGUUGCUGCUUGGAGAAUCGUUACAUGACUCAACAUCUCAGGAUUUCUGGUUGUAUUUUGUUUGUUGUAUAUCCUUUUAACACUCAUCACGGCUGAUACGAUCGAUUCAAGCCAUAUCCGAGUAAGGCCUCUCAUCCUUCAUUAAUUAUUAACGUAACACGUUAAGUCUGAGUUUUGAAAUGCAUGGAUGUGUAUCAAGGCGAUGGCGUAGUAGUGACAUUGGUGACCUUGCUGUAUUUUAAUUAUUUCGUGUAUUGUCCUCCUAACAUUCGAAAUUAUUUCAGAUAACUGCCGUUUAUUAGCCUUUCCAUCCUCGUUAUUCUUCGAGGGGGAACGUCUUGUUAACCACACCAUAGCAACCAUCAGUGUGAUUGACAGGGACACGUGCGAGUUUCGUUGUUACCUGGAACACAGCUGUGUCAGUAUCAACUUUAAUGUUCAACCGAAAGAGCCUGAGACAGAAAACUGUGAACUGAACAACUCAACCAGUCAAGAACAUGAGAAGGACUUGAUCAAGGCAGCAAAUUAUGUUUACCAUGGAACGAAUGUAAGAAUA